AUGCUCCAAAUCAAGGGCAGCGAGCUGAGUAAGCUGGUUGUGCAGCCGAUGGACGACAAGCUGCUGAUCCGCCACAUGCACUGCACUGGCACCGCGAGUAGCGCAGUCUGCGUGGCUUGCCAACAGCUGCCCAGGCGCAAGCCGUUCAUGCAGGACAUUGCCCGCUGGUCACUCAAGUUGGACCAGGCCAGCCUGGCCUAUCACUGCGUCUACCAGCCGGACGAGGUGGCGAAGCUGCUCGCUGGGAUGGAGACCAAGGAUUAUGCGGGCAUCUGCAAAGAGGACAUCGGCAGCUGCAAGCAGGCAUACACCAAUGGCGGAUGUGCGAGUCUGCUGGAGCUGUGCACUCGAGCUUUUUACUGCAUCAACAACAGGAUCCGCACGCCACACCUGCAAGCCUUCAUCGCGACCAAGCUUGUCGGACUAUCCAUGCCCCCGGACGAUGAGAGUGCUGCAUACUCCGAGUUGUGUCGCAGCCUCGAAAAACAACUUGCGUCUGGGCACAUAGAGCAGGAGAACCUCAAGCUUGCAGCCUUCGUCGGAUCCGGAGCCUUGUCGAAGCACAAGGCCAUUUCAGCCAUGUUUCGGACGUUUGUAGAAGCGGAGAGCAAGCUGGCUCGGGGCGUCCUGAAGCGUCCGAGCACAUCGAGGUUCCUGAGUGACGAAGGUACUCGCAUGGAGAUAAUCCAUAUGUUGGGGCGCACAACCGCCUCCAAGGAUUGCCUCAAAGCGUUCCAUGUCGAUCCGACAAAGGCCCUGUCCCCACAACAGCAAGCUCAGAAUGCCAUCCUGAUCAGCAAGUGCCUGGGGGGCGGUGGGCGGUCCCUCGUGCUCUCCAUCGACGAGACCUGUUGGAAAGCCUCCUACGAGGCGGUGUCACGGCUGCGUGGUUCUGGGAUACCCACCAUCGGUGGUGGAUGGUCCAAGUCAAAGAACAUGGCGGUCCUGACCCGUGAGGAUCCGCGACCAGAAUCUGAUCUGGCCAAGAUGACCAUCAGUGUCCUGGUCACACGGGCCGAUUCGAACAGCUAUGCCAUGGACAUGGACCUGGUUCCCUGCUUCCAAGGGAAGGAUGGAGGCAAGGCGGGAAUGUUCCUGGAGAUCGUUGGGCAGGCUAUGAUGUCAUUGACCCGGGCGUGCUCCAACAUACCGCCCUUGUCGGUAUCCUACGACAACGGCUCCUCGAACGCUCUGCUGAACAACUGCCUGCUUGGCCUCCUUCAGCCGUCGGACCUCGUGGGGAUCCCGUUCUUCUCGGGGUGUACCGUGAACAAGGUUGGGAGGAUACCGAUGUUUCCAUUUGGCUACCUAACAUGGUCCUCCACGAAACGUCCGAAGCCAGGGGAUCAGCCCAACUCCUUUGCCGUGACGGGUUUCAGGGAUGUCUAUCAUUGCCUGAAGAACUACACAUUGCAACAUCUCAGCGCCUUGCGGACGAUUCACCAUGGAUCCUUCCCAGUAGACUACCUUCCCAUGCUACAGGGUGGCCUGAGCUCCGCGGCUUUCUCGGCCAGGGAUCCGCAGUCGGACAAGGGCCCCAACCGAUGCAUCCUCCGAUAUUCCGAUGAGUCCAUGAAGAGCCUGAAGAAGUUCUUGGCGGAGGAAUCCUGGAAAAAGGGAUCGGAUGCCAAGACCCAGAUCGUUGCAUUGCCGAGCUCCGCGGUUGAGGGCUGGAACCAUCGGCAGUUUACGCCCGCCUUGGCGGCGAAGAACGUCAACUUGUUUUUGAGCAGGCUUCCGCACAUGUACAGUCAAGUGUCGUCGCCCCUGGUCGAUUCAGACGGUCAGUUCGCGAUGAGUGCGAAGCGCAAGAUCAAGUGGUCUGAGGUGGUGUGCCGUGCCAUCAUGUACUUUGAUACCCGCCUCACAGGGCAGAGCUCGCAGAUGUACAGCUCCAGCGUUUUCUCUGCUUUGGCCGAGCUGCACCCCAGCAGGUCGAACGGCCUGCUUGCAGUCAAGAAGUUCGUCCAGAACGUGGACUCCAUAGCCCCGCCGUGGCUGGCGAUAACCUAG
Symbiodinium sp. CCMP2592 is the source of this 2013-nucleotide messenger RNA. The record is from the annotation of a GenBank genome assembly. NCBI's taxonomy places the organism in Eukaryota, Dinophyceae, Suessiales, Symbiodiniaceae.